CAACCAACCAACCCUCGUCGGAAGAACAACGAAAAAUGGCCUAGGAGGCACUAUAAAUAGUUCAACUCCGGGUGCAAGUGGGUUCAGUCAGCAACGGAACGCUGCAUAUAGCAAACAGGAAUCGGUGGACGGACAGGGCUCGGAAGGGUGGCCGGUGACCUCCUGAAAAGGUGUAUCAUCAGCACGAAAAAACGAAAGUUUUCGCAGAUCGCAGUAGGCUUGUGGUGACAGAGAGCGACCUAGGAGAGAGCUCUGGUUACUUGGAUCGAGACGACUUGGAAGAAAGUGAUAGUGUGAAAACAAAGAAGGGUUGCCUUCAAGUGAAAAGAAUUUACAAGGUUAACAGCUUCCGGAAGUGACCUAACAGUGAGCCGACGCCGACAUGAGUCAGUUGCUAGUGAUAAGUGUGAUAGCGUUAGCGGUUAUAAUUAAUGCAGUAAGCGGUGCGCUGCCUAGCACGAUAAAAGUAUGUUCCCGAAACGAUCCCAAGAUCGACCAGUGCAUCAUGGAUGCGUUGGACCACAUCCGACCGAACCUGGCCACGGGUGAUUUUGGCAAGGGGUUCGACAUUCCCAAGGUUGAGCCGUUGUUCAUCGAGCAGAUCAAAAUGCAACGGGGACCGGACUUCCAGGCCGUGUUCAGCAAACUGGACGUGUACGGGUGCAGCAAGUUCAAGUUCGAGCGGUUACAAUCCAAACCGAUGAACCUAUCGUUCGACCUCGCUGUGACUAUUCCUAAGCUAAAUUUCACCGGAAAAUACUCACUCAAGAUGAAAAUGUUGCUACUAAAUCUGCAAGGAAAGGGUGAUUUGAAGGGAUCGCUGACUAACACCCGGCUGGCGGUACGCAUUCGGGGCUACACGGAGAAAAUCGACGACAAGGAGUACGUGCGGUUUCAUCGGUUGGGAAUCCGUCUCAAGAUAGAAAGCGGUAACUUCCACUUGGACAAUCUGUUCAACGGGGACCCGGUGCUCGGGCAGGUCGGCAAUCAGGUGAUCAACGAAAACUCGCGAAUCUUCCUGGACGAGAUCAUUCCUGGGCUGGAGAAAAAUUUGGGUAGGCUAUUCACGGAGAUUGUAAAUAACCUGCUGAAGACUGCCACGAUUGACGAUAUGUUUCCCGAGAAGGUUUAGCAGCGAUGGGGAGGAGUGGGGUACGGGGAGAUAUCCCAUAAAAACGGUGUGGGAGUGUCUUGCACUGGCGGGAAUGAUUGUGAUCUAUAUUGUAGUCAUUUAUGUACAAAUAAAGAAGUGAGCCUUUUUCAGUCUGUAUUAGAGUACGAAGAAUUUACGU
Messenger RNA from Aedes albopictus (Asian tiger mosquito), 1292 nucleotides. RefSeq names its product protein takeout. The record is from RefSeq and is a predicted model, not a curated record. Bases 383 to 1132 code for a protein of 249 amino acids. NCBI's taxonomy places the organism in Eukaryota, Metazoa, Arthropoda, Insecta, Diptera, Culicidae. The transcript is spliced from 4 exons.